Messenger RNA from Diorhabda carinulata, 1455 nucleotides. Its product is annotated as trafficking protein particle complex subunit 13. The coding region runs from base 83 to 1306 and encodes 407 amino acids. The record is from RefSeq and is a predicted model, not a curated record. NCBI's taxonomy places the organism in Eukaryota, Metazoa, Arthropoda, Insecta, Coleoptera, Chrysomelidae. Gene Ontology annotation, cellular component: TRAPPIII protein complex. The transcript has 7 exons.
AUCGACUCAAUAUGAAUCAAAUAGAAGAGGAGAAUUUAACCUAAAAAAAAUUAUAAACUAAACUAUACUUAAAUAAAAAAAAAUGGAAUCAGAGGAACAUUUAUUAUCAUUGAAAGUUAUGAGGUUAACAAGACCUACUUUAGCAAGUCCGUUUCCCAUUACCUGUGACAGCAAAGAUUUACCAGGAAAUUUAUUAAACAAUGCAUUACAACAAGAUCCUACAUCUGUAGAAGGUACAGAGACACUAUGUGCAGGACAGUUUUUACUACUACCACAAACACCUGUUAAUAUAUACUUGGGGGAAACAUUUUCUAGUUACAUUUGUGUGUAUAGUGAAGAUAAUAAACCUGUGAACAAUAUAAUGGUUAAGGUUGACUUGCAAACGAGUGUUCAAAGAAUAUCUCUGUCUUCUAACCCUCCAACUCCUCAGCUUCCACCUGAUAAGACUGUAGAUAUUGUUAUACAUCAUGAAGUUAAAGAAAUUGGAACGCAUAUAUUAAUUUGUGAAGUUACAUAUCAAACAGCAACAGGAACACCUAUGUCAUUCAGGAAGUUUUUUAAAAUUAUGGUUUUAAAACCAUUAGAUGUUAAAACGAAGUUGUAUAAUGCUGAAAAUGAUGAUGUGUAUUUAGAAGCUCAAGUACAAAAUAUAACUGCCGGUCCUAUUUGUCUUGAAAAAGUUGCUCUCGAUGCAUCACAUUUAUUCAAUGUGACAUCUUUGAAUUCAGAUACGAAAGGUGACAGUAUUUUUGGUAAAAUGACAAUGCUUAAACCGCAAGCAAUUUGUCAGUUUCUAUAUUGUUUAACUCCAAAUGAAAAAUUAGCGUCUGAUUUAAGAUUAUUAAGUGGAGCAACAAAUAUUGGUAAAUUGGAUAUUGUUUGGAGGUCUAAUUUGGGGGAACGGGGCAGGUUACAAACUAGUCAAUUACAAAGAAUGAGCCCCGAGUAUGGUGAUAUCCGUAUGACUAUAAUAGAACUUCCUAAUUUUGUAUCCUUAGAAAAAUUAUUCACAUUCAAAUGUAAACUUAUCAAUAAUUGUGAACGGACUGUGGAUUUAAUGAUUUAUUUGGAAAAUAUUGAGGGUAUUGCUUGGUGUGAUAUAUCUGGUCGGAAAUUAGAACCUUUGCUACCUUUGUCACAUACCGUUUUAGAAUUUAAAUGUAUACCUUUAUUACCAGGACUAAGAACUAUUUCAGGAAUUAAAUUACUCGAUACAUUCCUCAAAAGAACUUAUACUUACGAUGAAUUGGGUCAAAUUUUUGUUAUUGUUGAUGAUGGAACAGAAAGUACUGAAAAAUUUAACUAAUAUUCAAUUUUAUACAUCAAAAGAUAUAUUUUUAAAUAAGCUUUUUUUCAGCAUUAAUUUUAAUUAUAUACAUGUAUAUAUUAAAUAAAAACUAGAAUUUAAUAUUAUAAUUGUAAAAUAAUUAUAAACCAUUAAAAACUUUGAAUUUU